Messenger RNA from Durusdinium trenchii, 2505 nucleotides. The record is from the annotation of a GenBank genome assembly. Lineage: Eukaryota; Dinophyceae; Suessiales; Symbiodiniaceae.
AUGGCAUCCUCAGAGUGGGAAAUCACAUUACGACACUAUCGGCUUUUGAGCUCUCAGCCUGCCUUUGCUCGGCAAGUGCUAAGAUGCCCUCACUUUCCACCAACGGAGGAGACCACCGAACGACCACGACAAAGACUGCGGAGCCAGCACAGCCAGCGAUCCUCCGACGCAGCGACCCAUCGCUGGCGAGAGCUAUCGAGCACGCUUGUCUUGGCCUCCUUGCUGUCUUCCUGCCUGAGCCCGCAAGGGGAGCAGGAGCUGUGUGUGCACUGGACGUUGCGUGCCGCCGGGCAAACCUUCAAGGAAGGCGUGAGCUGCCUGCGGAGGCUCAUGGCAUUGAGGGCCUCUGCUAUGUCCGAGCGGUGGGAUCUAGGCCGCUUCAAGCGGAUCACCUACGACGUGCUCUGCCAGAACACGUCUGCACGCGCGGACCGGCGCCGCGAACUUCAUGGAGGCGCUUGCCUCCUGCACGCUGGCACGCCCGCGCAGGCGUCGCGCCGCGCGCCAGUGGCGGGCCUGGCUUUUGCCGAUUGUAUCGGACCAGAUCCAGGACACUUCCAGCGGCGGCCGCUGUAUCCCAAUCAGAAGUGUUUGGUGGUGCUUGCUCGAUGUGGAGGUCUUUCUUGUGGAGACAUCCCUGGAGGUGAGGUCGCCGUGCUGGCGCAUCUGCGGCGUCUCUUCCAGCGCACGCGGCGCUACCACGACAUCCAAGGCGUUGAGUUGGCGUUGUUGGAUCAUUUCCAGUUGGACCUCUCCCAAAUCGAGUGCGAGGCCAAGGAACUGGCCCGAGUCUUGCUGGGAGAGAUUGGCAAGGUGGAUCAGGCGGAGUUUGGAGCUCAGCUGCAGCUGCUGGUGGCCCUGCUGCGGCGCAAGAACUGCCGCUGGUGGCAGCUCACACCGGAGCAGCUGAAGACGAUGGAGGAGGUCUUGAAGCGUCAGAAGCGCGCGGAGCUCUUCGCAGAGUUUGAUGCCUGGGCGCACCCUGAGAAGUUCAGUGAAGAAGAAGUGCUGAGCCACAUCCAUCGGUGCACCGUGAAAGGCACGUCUUUCGCACAAAUCCUGUCCAGCCUGGAGCAUUGGCAGCUCGCUGCUCGCUUGGAUCCAUCCAGUGCCUUGCGCUGCGCGGUGGCCUGGCUGAGGACGCGCCACGCCUUCGCCCAGGCGGUGGUGCUCUUCAAACAUCUGGAGCUGUGGCGUUCCGAGGUGCACCUGGAUGCUUUCGAGUUGGAAGCGCUACUGGCGCUGCAACGCUUGGUGCGCACGGACCGCCGGCAGCUGGCAGCCGCGCUGGCCGCGCUCCAUGCAGCAGCGGGGACACCACUGGGGCAGCCGCCAAGGGCGUGGGCCUGGGCGGCCAAGGCCAUGAGCAGCGGUAGCAAGGGCCCCAUCCAUUGGCCGGCCUGGGCGCGGACCAUGGAGAAGGGCGCCGGGAAGGUCUUGGGCCUUGGCGUCCCGUGGAGGCUGAUCAGGUCGGCACGAGAAAUGGAGGAGUCUCUUGAGGUCUUGAGCGCAAGUUCUAUCCUGGGCAUGGACGCCGAGUGGGCGCCGGAUUCGUCCAGCGGUCUGGCGAUCCUGCAACUGGCCACUUGGGAGGAAGUCCACAUUUGGGACCUCCAGGAGGGGCCCCCGGAGGCCUUCGGCCCACUGCUACAAAAGCUGCUAGGGUCCAAUCGAGCACGAAAGCUGGGUUUCGGCUUCGCGAUCUCAGACUGGCCUCGCUUGAGCUCGCUCUUGGGAUCAGACCCCUCACUUCUGCGGCUUGUGGAUCUGGAGCGCUUGGAACCCACCAGCUCCGGACUGAAAGGCUUGGUGGCCAAGGCGCUGGGACACAAGUUGGACAAGACCGAACAGAGCUCGGACUGGACGGCUCGUCCGCUCUCGGAGAAGCAACUGCAAUAUGCGGCCUUGGACGCGCACUGCUUGCUGCAAAUCAUGAAAGCUUUGGCUCCCAAAGAAGAGGACCUGAAGUCCUUGGAAGUCGACCUCGAUCAGAAGCGCCUGCAGUGCGUGGAGGAAACGGAUGCACAGCUGCCAGGGGUGGAGCUACGAGUGGGGCAAGUGGAGGAGGUUUGUGGAGUGCCCGGUUCCCGCAGCCUGAGUUCUUGCCGUGUGAGCUUAGGGCACCGCUCCAAGCAAGUGGUCCAAGGUGGCCAUGUGCUAUGUCUUCAUCAACGCGUCUUGGUGAUUUGCAACCUGCGGCCGCGCCAGCUCCACGGCGUCACCUCCGAGGCCGGGCUCCUCGUGGCCGCCGCUUCUCCGGGCCGCGCGGCGCGGAGAACGGCGCGGAGAGCGGCGGCACGGCCGCCGGAGGCGGCGCAGCUGGGGGAAGCAGUGGAUGGCGAGAGGAAGUAUCCACUCCUGGACAUCUCCAGCCCUGAGAACCCCUGGACUCGUGCAGCGCGGCGCUUGUCGACCGGACACGGGCUUGUCCUGCUGGAUGGCCGACCCUUGCUGUGCGCGGGGCAGCCUUGCCAGAUCGAUCAAGAAGGAGGUCGUUUCGAGUGA